Molecule: messenger RNA, 1986 nt
Organism: Thyridium curvatum
Lineage: Eukaryota; Fungi; Ascomycota; Sordariomycetes; Thyridiales; Thyridiaceae
Exons: 1
Coding region: 1-1986 (661 amino acids)
Molecular function (GO): protein binding
Source: RefSeq, a predicted model, not a curated record
AUGUUCAUCUGUAGAGCCUGUGUCCGGAGGGCCAGUCUUGCGAGUCUAGGAGGGCCAGCUGUCGCAGCCCAGGGCGUCGAAGCAUUAUUGCGAGCUGCAUCCGCCUCACCAAGAUCUGUCGCAACUGUCGCCGUACCGCCCGAAGAUGCGAUUCCGUUACGGGGCGAUCCUGAAGGGCGUACGGCUUCCUCGCUCAACUAUGCCACUCGCAAGCAGCUCGAGUUCAUGAGCGACCCCUUCAAGAUUGCCGAACAUGUGCAUGCCACCUUGAGCAAAGGUCGCUUCGAAGAGGCUCUCCUCCUGACGAGGAAGGCUAGCAAGGAUGCCAAGGUCACAGUCAGCUGGAAUCACCUUAUCGAAUACCAGAUGAAGUGUCUUCGGCUGAACGCCGCGAUCAAGCUCUUCAACGAGGUAUGUGGUUGCCUCUUUGAUCACCCUGGAGCUGCGACUGGAAUGGCUAACAUGGCGGUUGUGCAGAUGAAGAAAAGGGGCCAGCUACCUAACGCCCAGACAUAUACUGUGAUCUUCAAGGGAUGCGCACAAUCGCCGCACGCAAAGCUCGGCGUCGCAGAGGCCACGAGGAUUUACUACUCGAUGCUGAACAGCGAUCGUAUCAAGCCCAACACCAUCCACAUGAAUGCCGUGCUGCAGGUCUGCGCUAAGGCCGGCGACAUCGAGUCGCUUUUCAACAUAGUCAACACCACGAACGAUACGAUUCGCGCGCCAAGUAAUCUGACCUACACAACCAUACUCAACGCCCUGCGCGCGAACACGGUCCGGCCUUACACUCGGCCGGGAGAUGCCGGUGAUGUCCACCCGAGGCUAGAGGAGACUCAAUCCUCGAUCCAGCGGGCCAAAGCAGUGUGGGAGGAUGCUAUUAGUCGGUGGAGGAAGGGUCAGAUCACUAUCGACGAGGAGCUCGUCUGUGCCAUGGGCCGAAUACUGCUCCUAGGGUCGUUCAAGGAUAACGAUGACGUGCUAUCACUCAUCGAACAAACAAUGAACAUUCCUAGGCUCGACAAACCCGAGCUGGCCUCCCCAGCGGGCCAGAAGUCGCCGGACGGUACUGCUGCACCUGCAGGCCCCGCCGCGACGACCGCCAACAAGAGCUUCAAGUCGGUCCAGUUGUCGCAUGCGCUCUUUGCCCACCCAGGCCGCAACUCGCUGUCGCUCAUCCUGACUUCUCUUGGCGCGACUCGCAAGACGAGCCUGGCAAUACGGUACUGGGAUCUCUUUACGAGCAAGCAUGGAAUCGAGCCGGACUCGGAGAACUGGUACCGCAUGCUCAGGGUCCUCCGCACCGGCCACGCCAGCGAGAAAACAGCAGAGCUUCUGCAAAGGAUGCCCCCGCGGCUGAUGGAACCCAAGACGUUCCAGCUCGCUAUGGCGACAUGCGUGUCGGACAACCUCAACGACCACGCCUUUGCCAAUGCGGGCAAGAUCCUUGAUGUAAUGAUGAAGAACCUGACGCCACCCGAUCCGCAGACCCUGCGCCAGUAUCUCCGCGUCGCCAUGGCCAACCAUCGCAAGUUCCGGGUGCAGGCCGAGGGCGGGGAUGUCGAGGGUUCCAAGUUUGCCUUUGGACGGCAGAUCAUGAGGGCCGUGGACCGGCUGUGGGAGCCGCUGCGCCUGGUGCGAAAUUCACUCUCCUACCCAGAGACGCCGACCUCGUCCCCCGAAGAGGCAUGGGGCCAGCAGUACAAUGAGCGGCGGGAGGUCAUUGCCUUGUCACGGAGGAUUACGGCGGCUCUCGACAAGGUCAUCACCGAGGGCAUGGCGUCGCCCGAGGACCUGAAGAUGCUCAAGACGAGGAGGAAUGUGCUGAGCCGGUCGAUCACGCGGUUCUACGAGAUGAGAGAAGAGAUGGAGCCCAACUUGAAGCCCAAGAAUGGGCGCAAGAGCGUGCAGGCCAAGAAAGCUGGUGAUCUGCGUCUGCUGGACAAGAAAGCUUUUCGCCGAGAGCUGAAGGAGUCGGAAGAUAUCUGA